Anopheles moucheti is the source of this 904-nucleotide messenger RNA. Its product is annotated as protein PDF. Gene Ontology annotation, cellular component: extracellular region. Bases 107 to 418 code for a protein of 103 amino acids. The transcript is spliced from 2 exons. Gene Ontology annotation, molecular function: hormone activity. NCBI's taxonomy places the organism in Eukaryota, Metazoa, Arthropoda, Insecta, Diptera, Culicidae. Gene Ontology annotation, biological process: response to light stimulus. The record is from RefSeq and is a predicted model, not a curated record.
AGACAAACCUGUGGAGCCUACCAAUAGCGGAUAUCUAGCAGGAUUAAGACAACGCAGAAAGGAUACAAACGGUUUCAGUUAUUUUAAUUCAAUUCAUUCUGUUGCGAUGGCUAAAAUCGGUGCAGCAUGUGUUCUGCUCGUUUGUCUGUGGCUCAGGGCGAGCACUGCCCUGCCAGCGUUUGAAGAUGACCGGGAUUUGGAUAAAGAACUCUAUAUCCGUCAACUUGCCGAAUGGCUUGCUGAUCAGUCGACUGAUUUCUUGAACGAUCUGACCAGCUUCCCACCAUGUAGGCCGUGCAGCUACGAACAUCGACAACCGAUAGCCGUUGUCCCGAGGGCACCGUACGCGAAACGUAACUCCGAGCUAAUAAACUCGCUGCUCAGCCUUCCGAAAACGAUGAAUGAUGCCGGCAAGUAAAUGGGUCUCUAAAGCGUGAAAAGGAGGCAUGUUGCCUGUCGGAAGCUAUAGUUGAUGGAGCAAUGCAUAUGAUACGAACAGUCCAUAUCCUUCCUUUCUGGACAUCGGUGCGCACGCGGGAGCGGGAACCAUUUUUACAAACCAUUCCACGUCGAAAUGUUAAAACAGUUUUCUUCCCAAAAAUAUUGGUUUGUUCCAUUCUCCUCCUCCUCCUCCAAUACAUGCCGAGCUUAUUACUGGGGCAAUAGAAACAAAACGAAAAAAAAAAUUAAAAAAAAAAUCCAUAUUGAUGUUACCGGAGAACUGAUGGUGAAAUAUAAGUGAUUUGCUCCUACUACUACUGCUACUGCUAUUACCUAAUCUAUCACAAUCUUCACUGCUAUCUAUAACAUACUGAUAUCCGCAACACGCUAAUCAAGAGUGACGCGUUCGUUUAUCCUUUUGACUUUGCAGCGAUUUCGCUUGAGGAGAGAGAACGUUGUUUGU